This is a messenger RNA of Mustela erminea (ermine), 9902 nucleotides long. RefSeq names its product leucine rich repeat containing 40 (gene LRRC40). The record is from RefSeq and is a predicted model, not a curated record. NCBI's taxonomy places the organism in Eukaryota, Metazoa, Chordata, Mammalia, Carnivora, Mustelidae. The transcript is spliced from 15 exons. Gene Ontology annotation, molecular function: protein binding. The coding region runs from base 63 to 1871 and encodes 602 amino acids.
ACGCCGGCGCCACCUUUAAACGUCACGUGCGGCGCUCUGCUUCUGGACUCAAAGGUUUGAACAUGUCGCGCCUGAAGGGAGUGGCGGAGAAGAAUACCCGAGCGGGUUUUAGAGCUGAGAGGAGAGAGGUUGAUGCUUCAGUACCUCAGGGGCUGUUAAAGGCAGCGAGGAAGAGCGGCCAGUUAAACCUGUCGGGUCGGAAUCUCAGUGAAGUACCUCAGUGUGUCUGGAGAAUAAAUGUGGAUAUUCCUGAGGAAGCUAAUCAGAAUCUUUCAUUCAGUACUACUGAGCGAUGGUGGGAGCAGACGGAUUUGACCAAACUAAUCAUAUCCAACAAUAAACUUCAGUCACUUACAGAUGACCUACGACUCCUGCCUGCACUCACUGUUCUUGAUAUACAUGAUAACCAGCUGACAUCCCUUCCUUCUGCUAUAAGAGAGUUAGAAAAUCUUCAGAAACUUAAUGUCAGCCAUAACAAACUGCAAAUACUACCUGAAGAAAUUACAAAGCUAAGAAACCUGAAAGGCCUAUAUCUCCAGCAUAAUGAACUAACUUGCAUACCAGAGGGAUUUGAACAACUUUUCAAUUUAGAAGAUUUGGAUAUUUCCAACAAUCGUCUUACAACUGUUCCUGCUAGUUUUUCUUCUCUCUCCAGUCUGGUGCGACUUAAUCUUUCCAGCAAUCAGCUGAAGAGGUUGCCAGCAGAAAUAAGUGGAAUGAAAAAAUUAAAGCAUUUGGAUUGUAACUCAAAUCUCUUAGAAACUGUACCUCCUGAAUUGGCUAACAUGGAGUCACUAGAAUUGCUUUAUUUGCGGAGGAAUAAAUUACGUUUUCUACCAGAAUUUCCUUCUUGCAGAUUAUUAAAGGAAUUACAUGUAGGCGAAAACCAGAUUGAAAUAUUAGGGCCAGAACAUCUUAAGCAUCUGAAUUCUAUCCUUGUGCUAGACCUGCGGGAUAAUAAGUUAAAAUCUGUUCCAGAUGAGAUUACACUGCUACAGUCUUUGGAGAGACUUGACCUAAGUAACAAUGAUAUUAGUAGUCUACCCUGUUCAUUGGGAAAGCUUCAUUUGAAAUUUCUGGCACUAGAAGGAAAUCCUUUAAGAACCAUACGAAGAGAAAUUAUAAAUAAAGGAACCCAAGAAGUCUUAAAAUAUCUGCGAAGCAAGAUUAAAGAUGAUGGACCAAGCCAAAGUGAUUCUGUUAUUGAGACUGCCAUGACACUACCAAGUGAAUCCAGAGUCAAUGUACACGCUAUCGUCACAUUAAAAAUAUUAGACUAUAGUGAUAAACAAACAACUUUAAUUCCUGAUGAAGUAUUUGAUGCAGUGAAAAGCAACAUUAUCACUUCUGUUAACUUCAGUAAGAAUCAGCUAUGUGAAAUUCCUAAAAGAAUUGUGGAACUGAAAGAAAUGGUUUCUGAUGUCAAUCUCAGUUUUAAUAAGCUUUCCUUUAUAUCCUUGGAAUUAUGUGUGCUUCAAAAAUUGACUUUUUUAGAUCUCAGGAACAAUUUUUUAAAUUCUUUGCCUGAAGAAAUGGAAUCACUGAUAAGACUACAAACAAUUAAUCUAUCCUUUAACAGGUUCAAAAUACUACCUGAAGUUCUGUAUCACAUCCCCACACUUGAAACAAUUUUGAUUAGUAACAAUCAGGUUGGAUCUGUAGACCCUCAGAAAAUGAAGGCAAUGGAAAAUCUGAUGACAUUGGAUCUUCAAAAUAAUGACCUCCUACAAAUUCCACCAGAGCUUGGUAAUUGUGUGACCUUAAGAACACUACUACUAGAUGGAAAUCCAUUCCGUGUUCCUCGAGCAGCCAUAUUAAUGAAAGGAACGGCUGCUAUUCUGGAGUAUUUGAGAGACCGGAUUCCUACUUAAAUUGAGAGUUGGUUUUAUAUCUUGGUUAUGUUAAUUCUUAGAUUUCUUACACUGAUAAAGUAACAUUUUUCUAAGGUAUUGUGCAUUCGUAAUGAUGAUAGCCACAUACAGUGUUCAUGCAUUUAUUCUGAAAGUUUUGCAUAAGAUUUAUCCUACUUUCAUUCCUUAUAAGAUAGGAAACAGUUUCUUCAGAAGUGGAUUUUUAUUUAAGUUAGUUUGAUAUUUUUAUAAUGAUAAAGCAUUUUUGUAGAAGUGGGAUUUUUCCCAUCUUUUCUGUUUGUGUUACAUUUAAUGUGACCAGUUGAUUUGAAUAUGAUAAUCUAAUUUCUACCUUUUUGUUAGAUAUAAAAUUGAAUUGAAUUUUAUUUAAAACUGUUCUUUGGCAUUUAAAAAAAAAGGCUUUUCCUUACCCGUGAUAAGACUUCUGUGAUUUGGUUGGUCUUGGUAUAAAUUUUAAAUUAACAGUCACUAUCUUUUUGUUUUAAUCUAGUUGCUUUUGUUUUAAUCUAGUUGAAACUUUCUUGUCUAGCCUUUUCCCCACAUUUUAUGAAACCAUUUUGUCAUAAUUUCUAACGUAACAGAAAUGUUACAUGUGAUGUAGUUAUUGGUAGAGGAAACAGUAAAAGUAUUGUUUAAAUUACUCUCACAGUUUUGAAUUUAAAACUUGACAAGUUUUUAUAAAACAAUUUCUUACUCUUAAGUUUCCAUACAGUUACCUACUACUUGUAGAUUCAAGAAAUUUGAAGGGGUUGGAUCUGCAUAUUUUUCCUUCAGAGUGCAUUUAAAAUACCUUUUGUUCUUCUUUACAAAAGUACUGAAGAACUUAUUUUAAUUCUAUAGAUAUCAGCAACAAAAAAUAACUAAUAACAUAUACCAUAUAGAAAUCUUUGAAAUUUCUUAGUAACUUACUAAGCAGAUAUUUGUAUACAUUAUCUACUCUGUUGGUGUGUUCUAAUCCAGACUUGUGCUUUUUUUUUUUUUUUUUAAUUUCCAGGGCCUUACUUUUCAAAUUUACUUCUAAUCUUCAUAAGACUAAACUUGUAGUCUAUAUGGAAACUUUCUAAAGAGGAAUUUACUACAGGUUAACUUAAUUUAGUAAAAAGAAAAUAGAAAUAUUUCUGUUUACACCAAAAAUGUCAGAGGUAGGCUGAUCAGUCAUUAUAAAACUUACCGUGUGAUUCUGUUAAGUAGCCCAUCAGUAGAGUAUAUGUUAAUUUAUAUAGGUAGGUAGGUAGCUAGCUUUUGGGUGAUUGAAGCAUGCUCAUAUUAUGAAAAAGUGCAUUGCUAAUAAAAAUACAACAUGUUUAUAAUAUUUCCAGUAUUGAUUAUAAUGGUUGUUUUGGCUUAAAAAAAAAAAAAAAAAAACCUUUUCAUACUACAACUCUUUUGCUAAGAAAUCUGCUUCAAUAUUAAACAAAAGACACUUUACAAUAAGGUGACAUUUUAUUAUUUAUACAAUAAAGAGACUUUUAUGUUAUUCAAAACACAUUUUUAAAUACUGAAAAAGUUGAGUACACCAAAGCCGAAAAAUGGCUCUGCUAUACACUGCACAGCAUUAUUUUAGUCCCUGUAUUUUGUAUCUGUACAGAAAGCAUCUUCAAAAUGCAUUCUAAUCACAUUGUACACCUUUACCAAUUAGUGUCAAUACAUAAAAUAAACUGGAGAGUACAGCUUGCAUUUGCAAAUUAACUGACAAAGUAAUUAAUUUCACUGAUUCAGUAAAUUUAAAAUAUAGAUUCAUAGGACUCCUUUGCACAUAAAAUGAAGCAGCUUUCAAGGUCAUUAUGGUGUCAUACUGCAAAAAAAACCAUUAAGUACAUUCACAAUCUAUGUUAAUAAAGUAGUAAAUAUGUCUUCAUUCAGUUUUUAUUUACAUCAAUAUGUAGUUCAACUAAAAAGUACUGUUAAUUGUGAUACUUUUUUUUAGCACAUACAAAAAUGACAACUUUUUAUAUAUAAUUGAAGCUCAAAAUCACAAUUAUCUCAAAAUAUUAAUUACAAUACAGCCAUUUCAAUUAAACAUGUCAUGAUUUAAUUUUUUUUAUAAAAUGGUAAAAUUUUUUACUAAAGUAAGCAAUUUAUUUUGAAUUGACUAGAGUUCAACCAUGUAGAAAACCUUAAAUGUUAAGAGUUGUUUCUUGCCCCCUCCCUCCCAAAUUUGUAUACAGCCACCUAGGCUAGCAAAGAGACAGAAAAGGCCCCAAUUUAUAAAGAUUAAGCCUCUUUUGCUAUACUGCUGUGGCUUGUUGUUUCUUCCAUAAAAGCUUUACAAGGGGAGUGUCAAUAAACUAUGCAAUGAAAUGCAUGCAUUAAUAUACAGUAUGUCUAUGUAAAAUGUUAGUGUUUACCAGUGCACAUUAAAAUGUUCACAAAGACUGCAAAAGAAGUCAUAGAGUAGCAUUUAUAAGAUAUACCAGUUGCAAACUGUGAACAUGAAAACUACUUGAUAACAUAAUGAAAUUUCUUUGAGAACAGAUCCCAAUUCAAGUUCUUUCUCUGGCUAAAGGAGUUCUAGUUACUUGGCCUUAAGAUGUCACUGUUGUCCUGCACAUAUGGUAGUGAAGUCAGAUGUUGAAAAAGAAUGAGUCUAGAAGACUGUCUUCAUCUUACUAAAAUAGUGGCCCGAUGUUGCAUCACUACAUAGGAAUUUUUCUUUAAGAAGAGUGAAAUAUUUCACUAACUGAAUUAUAUGAUCUCAAAGGAAAAAUGGAUAAUUUGUAUGUAUGCACAUGUGUUUAGCAUAUGAAAAAUAUUAAUAUAAAUAGGUGGAAUUAGAACGUCUUUACACAGGAAUAAAAAGAUUGAGUUGUGCCCCCCCCCAAUAACUAAGAUCCAAAGUAAUUAAUUGUCAGUUACUUUAGGAAUGAAAGAACAAUUUUCAUGGAUACUUAAAAAGUCUAAAAACCUAGUACCUAAUAUCCUUUUACUUAUAAUUCUUUAUAGACCAAUUAAAAAUCUAUCACUGUCUAUUUAGAAUUGCUGCUCUUAAUACUUCUUCUCUGAGUAGAAAGAGACCAUAUUUCAUAUUAUGGUUUACUUAUAUACAGCUGAGGGGGCUGCUGUUGGAUGGUUAAAAGUGGGGAAAAAUGAAACUACAGCACCAACAACCUUACUUUUAUAAGGUUAUUGGAGGUGGUCUUUGAAAUUUAUAAACAAUUUAGUAGAUUCACCUCUGAUUUUUUUAACUAGGAAAAAAUUACUCCUUAUAUGAAGACAAUGCCAUUGUCCUUAAGCUUCCUUUAGUCCCUUCUACACACUGAGUCCAAAAAGAAACUUGACUGGCUUUGAGACAAAAAUAUCCAGCUUAUCUGCCUAUCAGUUAUCUUUUUCUUCAUUCCAAACAGAAAACAGUAAGGCUAGCGUUUUCAAGGAGAAAAAUGCAGUUGAGGAUGUUAUAGGGAAAUACCUAAACAUCAGAAAGCAGUAUAAAACGUUUAUUGCAUUCCAUUGACACUAGGUGUCAUCAAAGCUAAAACCAAAUUUCCUAGAGUAAAACUUAACAUACAACAUUACUCACUGCCCUGAACAGAUGUCUUUUCCACAUUCAAGACCAAUGAGAGUCCUCUGAGUGGAAAGACUCUACAAGUAUUGAAUAUAAAAUUUAUUUUGGCAUUACAUUCUGAAAUAAAUUACCAUUCUAACAAGUAUGGGAACUGCUUAUGUUGUAUCUGCCUGAGACUUGCAACUUGUUUUUCCUAUGGACUUUCCAAAAAAUUACAUAAGAUUUCCUGACUAAAUAGAUGUUCUUUAGUAGAGCACUGGUGAAGGGGAAGAGAGACGGGAAGAUACAAAGAAAUAUUAUGUGAUUUCUUUUGUCCAUUCAUCAAAUGCUUUCCUUUAUCUAACUACCAUAAAAGUUGACCUGCAUACCUGGGCAUUAUUUAAUCUCAUUAUCUUACCUGUGCAAAACAAGUGUGCAAAGAAAAACAGCUAUAUACCUGUGUCUAUACGAGACACAAAACCUGAGUCACAAUAAAAGUUUUUAAUAUAAGAAAACUUUUCUUAAUGUAGGAAAAUAAUCUUUAAAGGGCCAAAAAUACCUUUGUACAAUAUAAUCAGCUGACUUUAAAACUUCAGUGUGCUUAAGGAUCACAUAUUUUUUUAAGACCCAACGAAAAAAAGAAUGUUACAUUUGAUCAUUCAUUUUCUCAACUAGAGAUACCCACAUUUUUAUUACUAACAUCUAUUUUCAUUCCCCUGAAUUCAUUAACUUUAAAAAAAAAAAAAGCACAUUCAGCAUGUGUUUAAUUUCUGAUGAACAGUUCCUGAUUUUUUUUCUAAGUUCUGAGGACAUAGGAGUUUUGGGGUUGCUAGGCAUAUAACUUACUGCCAAGCCACAGUGGAAUUCUAGAAUUCAAAAUAAAAUAUAUAAUCUGUUACUAAGGGAAAGGUUCCUUGGAAAAAUAUUUUGUAAAUGGAGUUGGGCCAAAGUCUGCAGAAAGCUCUUCACUCAUUUGCAGGUUCCCUUUCUGCAGACAGUUAACUCAAAAACUCCUUUUUUCACUAUGCUCCAUUUCCUUCACGUUUGGUAGGUUUCUUACCUUUUCCUUACUUGAACCCUGAAUUGUCCCAACUGUAGCCACAUUUGAGCCACCACUUCCAAGGUUUCCUUUGCUUCUCUACAUCUUUGUUAUCUCUUCCUCUUCCUCAGGAGCUCAGUUCUCUAGGAUGACUCUUUGCCUUCCCCUCAUGUGCCACUUAACUAGUCAUUGGGAGAAAUCUGUUUAGUUGUCUCCCGUUGUUCUAAAAUGAGACACCCGAUUUAAGGCCCCAUUUGGGACCUACUUAUUCCCUGGGCUGUAUACAUCUCAGAUGCAUAGGAUCUGAGGAUAGAGGAUAUUUUAUAGAAAAUUGAGUGCAAGUUGCUUCUCCUGUGUUGCCUCCAAAUAGCCAUUGCCAUUAGUUAAACAUUUCUAUCUGUAAGUCACUGACAGAAGAGGAUGCCAUCUGAAUAAAAAAAAGGUUCAGUCCUGGCAUCUGUAGUUGGGUAGGAGGGUGCUUCGAAUACUUGAAUCAAAAGGUGAAGGGAUUCUGGGCAGUGGGCCUGGUUUGAGAAUAGGGUGGGAAAGAACAUCGGUGGGGUAGGGGUUUCAAGGCAUUAGUCUAGGGAACCAUAGGCUCUCUCUGCCUUUUCAUACAACACUUGCCUGAGGAUCACUAGAAGGAUUUUGUAUUGUACAGAAGGCUAAAAGCAGAGUCACACUUUCUCUGCCAAUAGACCCGUUACCAUGGGAACCAAUGCAGAAAAAUGAACAUAUGACAAGAAGCUGAGGAUUAAAUGUGGAGAAAAUUGAUAGGGAGUUGGUUUCUACAUGGCAAUUUGAUCUUCAGAGAUUUAAAGAAAUAGGAUGUUCCUUGUGUGGUCUGACCAAUGAAAAUGGACAAAAUGACUUGCUGGUAGCUGGUCCUGGAGGCUGAAAUGUGGGGAAUGUGGAGAGAAAGCAGUAAGCAUGUUGUAGUUUGGAUAAGGGGAGCUCAAUAAAAUCCAGUGCCAUCCCUGGUGAGGUUCAAUUCCUCAGCCCAAAUGCCAGGUUAACUAUAUAAUCAAAGCUGCCCUUUGAAAGGCAGACAGACUGCUGUUUCAAAUUCUCUUCUCACCCUUCCAAAGCCAGGACACUUCACCUGACAAAAGUAUUGCACACCUAAUAUAUUAUUGCUUGAAACAUUUUCCCAAACAUUAAAAAAAAAAUAACCACAACUUUAAAUUUGUGGUUCCCUUCCCCCAACAAGCAGCUACUGUAAGUAGCCUAGAAUUUAAAUUAGUUUUUAAUUAAGGAAAUAAUUAUUUCACUUCACCUGAGACAAGUCCUCUCUGUGUAUACUCCUCUGUUAUUUUGGAGUUGAUAAUAAACUGAUUAAACCAGACUCUAGGAUUCCAAGGCACUCUAUAACAAAGACUUGGAAGUUUCAGCAAGACUUGAAGUUUCAGCCUAAUCUGAGAAAGGCAGACCUACACAUUGUACUUUUAGAGCUCUAGCGCAACUGCACCAUCCUGUCCCAAGCUUCCCAAAAGGCUGUUCUCUGAAAUCCUGUGAGUAAGCCUCAUUUCUGUGACUUAAGCUUUUGGUUCAUAUUUAAAUGCAAUUGUCCUGAGGAGAUGAAGGGAAGUCACACUCUAGAUGAUUUGAUCUACCUGGAGAGCUAGGUACUACUUUCAAAAGUAGUAGGGACACCCUUUCCCUGACUCACCCUCUCAACACACACAAAAACUAGAAACAACACCAGUCAGGAAGUAGGAGACAAACCGUUAUUGGAUAGUGGUCUUUAGGGUACAUCUAAUUGCAGAUGAUCUGGAUAAAAUAAGCUCUUUGUGCUUAGUACACUGGACAUAGAUUUCACUAGAAAUGCUUAUUGCUUUCUCACUAGUGAUUUGCUAUUCUAUUUGUUUGAGUUUCUUACUGAAGCUUUUGAUAAUCCCAACAAUGAGUUCUUGAAAUGCCAAAAGCCCAUUAAUUUCUGUUUUUCUAAGAGUGCUUGGAGAAUUCUGAAAUCUAUAAAAAUGCCUGAAGUUUCCUCCACUUGCAGAGUUUGGAGGCAAACUUGAUAAACAGAGAUUUGAGUACAGUGGUCUAGCUUAUGCUAAAAUAACUUCUUUCCAGUGAAUUUCAGGAUUUGAGACUUGUAUGGUUGGCUUUUGCAGGGAGGAAGCAAUAUAAUAACCUGACAUGGGACUAAUCUUUAAAGCCACAUGAAAGACUGCUUUAUACUAGGGACAGGUAAGUGCAUCUCUUUCUGAGGGAAGUAAAGCACAGUAGGGUCUUCACAAGUUAUGCCUUAGAAUUUGAUAUAUGAUAAAUAAGAUACUGCUUCUUUUCAUUUCUGAUACGGUCUCCAAAAUCAGGUAGCAGAUGCCUGGAGGAAGACUAAUUGGUGUGUAUUAAGCUAAAGAAUGAUUAGCUUCUUUGUGACUUUGUACUGGUCUUGGACAGAGUUGAGUUCCUCCUGGCUGGGAGGCCCCCUGACACAAUUGUAUUUAAUAGUUUUACCACAUCCGUUCAUUCUUCACACAAGAAUUUAAAACUGUUGUAACACAUGUCAUGAUGUAUUGAGAAUUUAAAUUUGAUUCCUUCAGUUUUUUUAGUCAAUUUGGUUUCUCCUCUCAGUUUUCUUUGAGGUGUGUAAGUGAUUCCCUGCUUUAUCAUGUACCCUAAGGAGUUAGAGACAUAACUUUCAUAGAGUUUUCUCUAGUUUAGCAGACAGUUCAGCACAUAGUUCACAAAAGAACCAAUCUUGGCACUAUUAGGAAGUUUAUUGCUUUCAGCUCUCACAAGAAUUUGGAAAUACAAAAGCUGACUUAAUGAGUGGAAUUAUGAUGUCUGCAUAGUAGGAAUGUGGUAAGUCUAGAGUUCAGGUCCCGACUGUAGUUAAUAAAAUUGUAUUAAAUAGUGGAGAUUCGCUAAAAGGAUAGAUUUUGGGUGCUCUCACCACACAUGCAUGCACACACGCACACACACAAACACAAACAUAACAGGUAACUGUGAGGAGAUGAGUUAAUUAUCUUGAGUAGUAAUAAUUGCACUAAUGUACUUAUAUAUCGAAUCCUCAUGUACACCUUAAGUAUACACAAUUUUAUUAAAAAAAAAAAAACAACUAAAAAACAAGGGCAUCACACCCCAUAGCUGUUAAAUAAACAUUUCCAUUUAAUAGUGCAAAAAAAAAGAAAAAAAAGGAUGGCUUUUUCAUGUUGGCCAUUGAAUAUAUAUAUAGAUAUUGGGCUUUUCGUAGUAGUUUUCAAACUUCAUGUCCAGCAAUAUGCCCAAAGUGGUACUUGAGGGUCAGGAGCCCACUGGUUAAGUACUGAAGAAGCACAAUCUCAUUUUCAGCUGUAAGCAUGCUUCACAAUUCAUUGCAAAUCGUUUUAAUAAACUUACAUUUUCUAAUUUGAUGCACAGAGACACUAAAUGGCUCCAAGGGAAAAGCCAGUACUUCAUCUGGCAACCUAUUUUCCAGACCAUGGUUGAACUGCUAUACUUUCUGAACUCAUCUUUAUUAUACAGUUGUUUCACUUCUAGGCUAAUUCUAACCUGAGUU